AUGUCUGUUUCUCUAUCAAUCGAAACUCGUCAUUUUAUCAAUGGCGAGUUUGUACCUUCCUUGGAUGGAUCUACUUUCAAGUUAUUCAACCCUUGGAAUAACAAUAUAACUGCUGAAGUCUCAGAAGCUAAGGCAGCAGACGUCGACCGUGCUGUUGAUAGCGCCAAAGCAGCCUUCCCGAAUUGGUCCUCGCUUGACGGUUCCGAGAGAAGAAGACUCAUGCUUCGUCUUGCUGAUCUAGUUGACGAAAAUACCUCAGAGUUCGCACGGCUGGAAGCCCUGUCGAUGGGCAAACCUGUGUCGCAGUACAUGGAUUCGACAAUGGGAACGGCAACAUUGCGAUAUGAGUGCACCAUUGAUGAUUAUGCAGGAAAGGCCCUUGAUGUACAUGGUGUGACAUCUCUUACCUCCCAGAAUCAUUUGAAUCUCUCUCUCCGUCAACCUUAUGGUGUCACCGCUGCAAUUAUUCCAUGGAACGUCCCUUUAAUUAUGCUCUGCUUCAAAGUCGGCCCCUCAUUAAUCGCCGGAAAUACCCUGAUUGUGAAGUCCUCCGAGAAAGCCCCGCUUACCUGCCUACUAUUUGCCCGUCUAGCUCAUGAGGCUGGAUUCCCUCCUGGGGUUCUGAACUUUUUAUCUGGAUUUGGCCUUCCUUGCGGAGAUGCGAUUGCACGUCACCCAAUCAUCCGGAAGAUCGCUUUCACUGGCAGUUCGAUGACGGGGAAGUUGAUUCAGAAAGCCGCUGCCGAGUCGAACCUGAAGUCAUGUACACUUGAACUUGGUGGAAAGAGUCCUUUGCUUAUAUUCGAGGAUGCCAAUCUUGAGAAAGCCGCAAAGGCAGCCGCAUUCUCUAUUGUUUUCAAUUCAGGUCAAGUAUGCAUGGCUUCCUCGCGAAUCUAUGUUCAGGACUCAAUUGCGCAGGAGUUUACUCAGCUCUAUCUGAAAGAAAUCCAGGCAAUUUCUAACAAGGCAGGAGAUCCAUUGGGCCCUGAGACCAACUUUGGUCCUCAAGCAGAUACCCAGCAAGUUCAAAACAUCCAAAAAUUCUUGAAUAGGGCGAGAAUUGAAAACUUCAAAGCGAUUCUUGACGAUAACGCGGAUCCUUCUCAGGGAAAUUUCGUGUCACCUCGAGUAUUCAUCGAUGUGCCAGAAGAAAGUCCAAUCAUGAAAGAAGAAAUUUUCGGGGCUGUAUCAUGUAUCAACCGUUUCAAAGAUGAAGCCGAUGCCCUCGAACGAGCUAAUGAUUCUGAAUUUGGUCUUUACGCUACCGUUUUCACACACGAUUUGAACCGGGCAAUUCGGAUCACCAAGAACUUCGAGGCUGGGUCUGUUGCAGUCAAUUGUUCUUCGCCUUAUUAUUGCCAAGAUCUUCCUCUCGGUGGUUCUGAGGGUUCGGGCACAGGUCGAGAGCUGGGCCAAGAGGGGCUAGACUCUUGGACAGAGGUUAAAUCGAUCUUUGUCUCCCUGGACUGA
Messenger RNA from Penicillium malachiteum, 1470 nucleotides. RefSeq lists its product as uncharacterized. The record is from RefSeq and is a predicted model, not a curated record. Gene Ontology annotation, molecular function: aldehyde dehydrogenase (NAD+) activity. Lineage: Eukaryota; Fungi; Ascomycota; Eurotiomycetes; Eurotiales; Aspergillaceae. The coding region runs from base 1 to 1470 and encodes 489 amino acids. The transcript has 6 exons.